Messenger RNA from Gordionus sp. m RMFG-2023, 2129 nucleotides. Its product is annotated as homeobox protein 2-like. NCBI's taxonomy places the organism in Eukaryota, Metazoa, Nematomorpha, Gordioida, Chordodea, Parachordodidae. Gene Ontology annotation, cellular component: nucleus; cytosol. Bases 214 to 1905 code for a protein of 563 amino acids. The record is from RefSeq and is a predicted model, not a curated record. The transcript is spliced from 6 exons. Gene Ontology annotation, molecular function: mRNA 3'-UTR binding.
AAUAAACGAAUCUCAUUUCACCUAAAAAUAUAUUUUUUUAAGAAUUAUAAUAAUAAGAAAAUAAAAUAUUUUUGUUAAUAAAAUUUAUUAUAUAUUUUUUUUAAAAAUUAAUUUAUUCUAUGAUAAUUAAAUAUAGAAAAAGGUUGGAACGUCACUGAGACCCAACUUUGUGUUUUAGCGGAAAGGGAAUUGAAAUAAUUUAUAAUCUGUGUUAUGAACAAAAAUCUUAUCCCCUGCCCAAUUGACCCAUCCAAACAAAUCUACCACAAUCGAUUGAAGAAUGUGCGUAGUAUAUGUUCUAAAAACGCAGAAAAUAAGGGGAUCACGAAUGGAUAUACUCCUGACAUAAAUCAACAAUUGCUUGAAAACGCCAAAGAGGUUAGCCUAAAUUCCAAUCUUAAUAAUAAUAAACAACUUUCAAAUGGCCUCAAAAAACAAUAUUCGCAUUGUCAAACUUUGGAUGAAAAUUGCGAUGGCUAUGAUAAUAAUAAUAACGAUAUCCAUAUCAUAGGAGAGAUGAAUGGAGAUACUAACGAUGCUUCUUCCAAAAUCAGUGAGAAUUACUGUAAUGAUCACAAAGAUAAUAUAAAAAAUAUCAAUGGUAACAAUAAAAUGAGCGAAAAUAAUGAUGAUGUCAGAGUUUCUGAAUCAAAUACCUUUAAUGAAUUUGAAAACGUUAGGGAUUUCGAUAUUUCUCCAUGCCCAUCUUCCAAAAAUUAUAAUGAUGAUGGACCCGUAUCAACCCAUGUUCCCUCCAAUUCUAGUCCUUCUCAAAUACAACAAAAGGAUACAACAUUAACCAAGAUAUUUGUGGGUGGGCUACCAUAUCAUACUACCGACGAAUCUCUUAGAAUUUUUUUUGAAGUUUUUGGGGACAUCGAGGAGGCAGUUGUUAUAACAGACAGGCAAACAGGCAAAUCCCGAGGAUAUGGCUUUGUAACUAUGUCUGAUAAAACAGCUGCGGAUAGAGCUGUUAAGGAUGCUAAUCCCAUAAUUGAUGGCAGGAAAGCAAAUGUUAAUCUUGCCUACAUUGGUGCUAAACCUAGAACAAAUGGCUAUGGUCCUAUAUUGGUUAAUGGUAUUAUCGAUUCUAAUAAUUCUACUCAUUUGAAUGGAAUCAACAUACCACUGGGGGCAAUAUACACCGGAUUAUUACCUAAUGCCAAUGGAGGCUUAUCACAUAUAAUGUACAAUCCUUUGACUACGCAAGUUUUAAACGCAAACUCUUAUUUAAAUAGUCCCAACGUUUAUACCAAUCUAGCACCUUCUAUAAAUCCACAUCAACAAACGUUGGUCAAUUCAUUAUUAAAUCAAGGAAAUGGUUUAUUAUCAUCUAACUCCUCGACAAAUAUUACGCCGCAACAUUAUAUUUUGCCUCUAGAAUACGGCUUAGCCAGUCUCGGCGGUGUAAAUGCAAUUAAUUUAAUCUCAAACGGAAAUCCAAUUCCUAUAAAUUCCGAUAAUUUUAUGGGAAUACACCACUUAAAUUCCCUCGAAUCUGAUCAGAUAUAUGGUCAUAAUGGAUUGUUACAAUCAAAUCUUGCGAAUAGUUCUUUAUAUCUAUCUCCCGGAGCAAAUUAUUAUAAUGCGCAAUCGCCUAACAAUUUAAUAGCCCUAACGACAAAUACUCGGGGUUUAAAUGAAAUAGGUAACGGGAACUAUCCAUCUGCUCGAAAUGCCAACGUCGUUAAUAAUUCUUCCCACCUGAAUGGGAGAGGAGACACUAUAAAUUCUUCCAGCAUAAAUUCAUCUUUGUCUAGUCAAGCAGGAAAUAUGAGUCCCUAUGGGUUGAACGUCAAUCGAGGAGCUAUGCAAGGGUAUUCUAAUUGUUCUUCUCCGACUUCUUCGACAUUUCAUAAUGGCGUACCUAUAAUCAGAUCAGGAUCAUAUUUUAUAAAUGAAUAAAAAUUUAGAUCCACUAUAUAAUAAUAUAAUAUUAUAAAUGCAAUAAUAUAUUUAUAAUGCAAAUAAAAUAUUAAUUACAUAUGUUAUACUUUAUUAAUUAUGUACCAUAUUGAAAUAUCUUUAGUUUAUACAUUUAUUAGUAAAUCUAUAAAAAAAAUGCAAUAAAAUUUAUAUAAAUAUAAAUUAUAUUAUAAAACUAAUAUAGAUGGUACCAUCUUUAGUCA